Ilex paraguariensis (yerba mate) is the source of this 1551-nucleotide messenger RNA. The record is from the annotation of a GenBank genome assembly. NCBI's taxonomy places the organism in Eukaryota, Viridiplantae, Streptophyta, Magnoliopsida, Aquifoliales, Aquifoliaceae.
AUGAAGGAGUUUUGGACAACUAUGGCUUCGGUAAUGGGCGUGUGGGCCUUUUGCCAAAGCAUUCUUCACACAGUCUUCCCACCGGAGCUCCGUUUCGCUUCUCUCAAGCUCUUCAAUCGUAUUACCAACUGGUUCUCCUUGUACUGCUACUACGACAUCACAGAGAUCGACGGCGUCAACACCAAUGAGCUCUACAACGCCGUCCAGCUUUACCUCAGCUCCUCCGCCUCCAUCAUCGGAAACCGCCUCAGCCUCACGCGCGGCCUCAAUUCUAGUGCAAUAACUUUCGGCCUCUCCAACAACGACUGCCUAGUAGAUGUCUACAAUGGCGUCGCGGUCCUCUGGGAACACGUAGUCACACAGAGACAAUCCCAGACCUUUUCAUGGCGGCCAUUGCCGGAGGAAAAAAGAGGGUUCACUUUAAGGGUUAGGAAAAAGGACAAGUCUUUGAUUCUUGAGUCAUAUCUCGAUUUCAUUAUGGAAAAAGCCAAUGAAAUCAGAAGAAAGAAUCAAGAUAGGCUUCUUUACACAAAUUCAAGAGGUGGGUCACUUGAUUCAAGGGGUCAUCCUUGGGAGUCUGUGCCUUUCAAGCAUCCUAGUACUUUUGAUACAUUGGCUAUGGAUCCAGUCAAAAAGUCAGAAAUAAUGGAUGAUCUUCAAGAUUUUGCAAAGGGUGAAGUUUUUUAUCAGAAAACUGGAAGAGCUUGGAAGAGAGGAUAUUUACUUUAUGGGCCACCUGGUACUGGUAAAUCUAGCAUGAUUGCUGCAAUGGCAAAUUAUCUUGGGUAUGAUAUUUAUGAUCUUGAAUUGACUGAAGUUAAUAACAAUUCAGAAUUGAGGAAGCUCUUGAUGAAAACAAGCUCAAAAUCUAUCAUUGUUAUUGAGGAUAUUGAUUGUUCUAUCAAUUUGACUAAUAGGAAAAAGAGUAAUAAUUCUAGUGGGAGAAAUAAGAACUAUGAUGUUUCAGUUUCUCCUCCAGAUAUGAGAGGUGGGUCUGGUUCUGGUGGUGGUGAGGAGGGUGGGAAUUCCAUUACUCUUUCUGGGCUAUUGAAUUUUACUGAUGGGUUAUGGUCAUGUUGUGGGAGUGAGAGGAUUUUUGUGUUCACAACAAACCAUAUUGAGAAGCUUGAUCCUGCAUUGCUGAGAAGUGGGAGGAUGGAUAUGCAUAUAUUCAUGAGUUACUGUUCUUUUCCAGCAUUGAAGAUUCUUUUGAAGAAUUAUUUGGAAUAUGAAGAGGGUGAUUUGGAGAGAGAAAUGUUGGAGAAUUUGGAGGAAGUAAUUGAUAAGGCUGAGAUGACACCAGCUGAUAUUAGUGAAGUUUUGAUCAAGAACAGGAGAGAUAAGGACAAGGCAGUCAGGGAAUUGUUGGAGGCAUUGAGGGUGAGGGCAGAGAAGAAGAGAGAGAAGGGCGGGUCAAGGGAGAGGAACUCAACUGAUGUGGAAGAUGAGGAGGAAGAAAAGAGAGCACUGGAGAGUCCGAAAGAGGGUUGUGAAUCGCAAGAAAGUUUCAAGAAGGGUGAAGAAGAUGAUGAUGAUGAGAAGAUACAUUGA